AUGUCGAAGCUAUCUCAACCUUGCUUAAAAGACCUCCAAUUCCGUGGUGUUGUUGAAGGUCUCACAUACAUCGACGAUAAGUCGAAACCGCUUUGUCACUUCUUCGGCGGUGUUCCGUUCGGACUUCCGCCAGUAGGACCGUUCCGCUUCCAGAAACCAAGAUCACUCCCAACAUGUUACCGCUACGGGACGAAAUCGAAUCCGGGAAGGUUUACUAGCAGUUGUGGGCUGUGUCCACAGAUCACUCGGCAAGGACUCGAUGAUCAGUUGUGGGAAGAAGACUGCUUGCAGAGUAACAUCUGGAUUCCGAUUGGAGAUCCGCCCAAAGGAGGAUGGCCAGUGUUAUUUUACAUACACGGUGGCUUUCUUCAAUUCGGCAACCCAAAUGACAUGGACAUGCGCGCCUUCCUCAGUGACUCGCCCACUCGAUGUAUCGUAGUCGCACCUGCCUAUCGAUUGAAUCUAUUCGGCUUCCUGUCAUCACCUGAGUUGCAUCAGGCUUGUUCUGAUUUUGAGGUCAACCUGGGCUUCUGGGACCAGCGUCUUGCGCUACAGUGGACCUUGGAGAACAUCAGUUACUUUGGCGGUAAUUCUUCCAACAUCACCAUAUCAGGAUAUUCAGCCGGCGCUCACUCUGUGUUCCAUCAGCUGGCUUAUGAUCUUGGUGUUCCGGAGAAGAAAGCUAUUGUGAAGAGAGCGUUGAUGCUUUCAAACGGACCAGGAUUGCAGCCAAAGAGUUUGCAAGAAUCGCAGGUGCAGUUCAAUGAGUUCCUCGAGGUCCUAAACAUCCCGAAAGAGUUGCGACCAUCCGAAAAGCUCGCCAAACUGCGCGCACUGUCUGCAAAAGCGCUCAUUGUAGCGAGCAAUAAGAUGAAGAUCCACCAAUUCCGCGCUGUUACAGACGGUGUUUUUGUCCGACACAAUCUUAUCAAGGAGUUUGAUAACGGCAAGUUUGCGCACCGUUUGAAGCAGCGCAAUGUGAAGAUCAUGAUGGGAGAGUGCUCGCAGGAACACUUCCUUUACGGAACUUGGAAACCACCACAGGCAGGGUUCGACAAUCUGUUCCGCCGCCUGGAGGCAGACUACCCCAAGGCAGCUGUGGAGGCACUCAUGAAGCACUGUUUUGCUGAUCACAAACUACCGAAGAGGUACAAGAGCUGGGGCGAUGCUUUCGGACACGUGUACGCUGAUGUGCAAAUCCACGCGCUUGAGCGAGGCAUGGCAGACGCUCUAGUUCGACACGGCGCUGGUGACCUGCUACACCGAUAUCGCAUAGAGUGGCGAGCAAAUUGCGUUGAUAAAAAGGUGCCAAAGAGGUAUGGCCCAACUCAUACGACGGAUCUACCGAUCUGGUUCUGGGGCAACGGCGACGACCUGACAGCAGAGGAGAAGAGAGUGGUCACUGAUUCGUUCCAGAAGCCAUUGGCUCAAUUCUUGAACGGUGAGAAGGUACAGUGGGGCACAAAAGAUAACAUGCAGAUUCGUACGCUCAAGGAAGAUGGAAACGUUGCCAUUGAGGAUGACGAGAGGCUUCAGGGGGGUCUGAAUCUUUGGAGUGCGUUGAGCAAAGUCGGUGCUCCUCGCCAGCCGCGGGAGUCGAAGUUGUGA
This is a messenger RNA of Ascochyta rabiei, 1608 nucleotides long. RefSeq lists its product as uncharacterized. The transcript is spliced from 2 exons. Lineage: Eukaryota; Fungi; Ascomycota; Dothideomycetes; Pleosporales; Didymellaceae. The record is from RefSeq and is a predicted model, not a curated record. The coding region runs from base 1 to 1608 and encodes 535 amino acids.